AUGCCUAGACCUCCACCUCCCUUUCCACACAGGUUGGUGAAAAAGAUUGAAGAAGCAAAAUACCACAGGUUUAUAGCAAUGUUGAAACAACUUUCCAUCAAUGUCCCGUUGAUAGAAGCUUUGGAGCAAAUGUCUGGGUAUGCAAAAUUCAUGAAGGACUUGGUGACCAAAAAGAUGGCUGACAGUUUUGAGGAUGAAGAGAAGUUACAACAUUGUAGUGCUAUUUCUACUACGUCAUUUAUGCAGAAGAAAGAGGAUCCUAGAGAUUUCACUAUUCCUUGCACCAUCGGUAUGCUGCGCUUCGUGAAGGCCUUGUGUGAUUUGGGUGACAGCAUUAAUUUGAUGAUAUUGUCGAUUUAUAAGAAGUUGGGUUUAGGAGCUCCAAAACCGACUGCAAUGCAUUUACUUAUGGAUGAUAGAACUGUGAAGAGGCCCAUUGGAGUGUUGCAAGAUGUCCUUGUGAAAGUAGAAUCAUUCAUCUUUUCGAUGGACUUUGUGAUAUUAGAUUGUGAGGUUGAUUUUGAGGUUCCCAUCAUUUUAGGGAGACUAUUUCUUUCUAUUGGACGUGCGUCUAUUAAGCAUGAAAGUGAUCUUAUUUCUGUAUCAACGGUAAAUCAUAAGGUGGAGCAGGAAUUUGAAGUGUCCAUUGAAGAGAGGUUAGGUGUUGAUGCACUAGCAGUGGUGAAGAUGAAUUUUGACAGUGAUGGUAUUGAUGACUAUGAUGAGCUAGUUGUUGCACUUGAUAGGUUCGAGUUUCGUUUCAAGCCAAAACGGUUGGAAUUAGAUAUGAAGAAUCAAGACACCCCACCUGCAAAACCGUCUGUUGAUGAGCUUCCAAAACUGGAACUUAAGGUUCUUCCAUCCCACUUGCGGUACGUAUUCUUGGGACAAAAUAGUACAUUGCAUGUAAUCAUUAUUGCUGACUUGAGUGAAGGGAAAAUAGAGGCCUUAGUAUCGGUACUGAAGCGGUUCAAGAGGGCAAUUGGAUGGAUUAUUGCGGACAUUAUUGGGAUUCCUCCGGGCAUUUGUUCUCACAAAAAUCAACUCAUGCGACAGCAAGCCAAGUAUUGA
This is a messenger RNA of Solanum verrucosum, 1071 nucleotides long. RefSeq lists its product as uncharacterized. The record is from RefSeq and is a predicted model, not a curated record. NCBI's taxonomy places the organism in Eukaryota, Viridiplantae, Streptophyta, Magnoliopsida, Solanales, Solanaceae. The transcript is spliced from 2 exons. Bases 1 to 1071 code for a protein of 356 amino acids.